AUGUUGAAUCAAGACUCAAGGACAAGUGAGAAUGUACAGGAUACUCCGCAACAACAGCCUCCACCACCGGCACCAGUACCACCACCAGCCCCAGGUCUGUACUAUGUGCAACAGUAUCCAGUUGGCUACUACCAAACACCACCAGUGCCAGAACCACCACACUACCCAGGUCAGCAGUUCCGCCUCCAACAACAGCAACAGCAGCAACAGCAGCAACAGCAAGUACCUUUAGUACAUCAAAUAAGCCCUCGAAAUGACCACCCAACGCAACAAAAUGUCCAGCAACCACUCCCGGUACAAGCUCCUCCAGGACUACCGCAGCCAUACUACACACCCACGUAUCCACAAAUUUCCCCCAUUGCACAAUAUGUGCCGACUUCCACCCAUCCUCAACCCAAUCAUCAACUGAUUCAGUAUCAAUAUCUUUCUCCACCACAACAGCAGCCACAAUCUUAUGCACCACCUAUAUCAACGAGCCAUAGAUCAGUUCGAUUCCAAGAGGAUCCAAAUUCAAGUCAAUUUCGAUCUCAGCUGCCGGCAGUAAAACAGGAAUUUGACAGAGAGCAAACUUCAUCCUCGGUGGUUGCUCCUCUUCCUCUUAAUCCACCUCCUACCACUGUGUCUUCAUCAACUCCCUCGGAAAGCUCAACAAAACUGAAACGUCAAAGUCCAUCUCCAGAGAAUCCUCUUGUGGAAGAACGACAGUCGAAAAAGCGACCUCCACCGGUGAGCAAAAUAUUAUCAAGAACUUCUGCUACUUAUCCAAGGAAAAGAGCACUUACCGCAUGCGACACUUGCCGAGUAAAGAAAACAAAGUGUGACAAUGUUCGACCUCACUGUGGUUCUUGUGCUCGAAAUGGCAAUACAAACUGCCAAUAUAGUACUGGUGAUCAACUCAAUGACUACUCAAGUUAUGACCCAGCAUCAUUGAACAUUUUGACAAAGUUGGACGUUAUAAUGAGGGAUUUGAAUCAGAUGAAGGACACCCAGCAGAAGUGUAGUCAUGAAUCUGCAGAGAAGCGAGAGACCAAGACUGAUGCAAACGGAUCAGUACAUAAAAGUGCAAAGAGUGGUGUUCCCGAGUUUGAUACUUGUAUCUGGGACAUGUCAGCCACCUCAAUCAUCAACUGGAGCAUGUUUAAGCAAGACUUGCACGUCUCGGCAGAAGAGGUUGAAUCCACCAAGCACAAGUUGCUAAAUGUAUACGAUAGAAACAAUUUCAUCCGCCAUGGUAAAAGUGAAGCAAUACAUUCAUAUGAGGAAAAGAUCAACGACUUUAAAAUAGCUGAACAAUUGUUGAUGAAGAAUUUCACCAGUAUAAUCAAUUCAUUCUUUGUCAAUAUGUACACAAAGUUGCCCAUCUUGAAUGUGUGUGAGUUUUUCACUGUGUUGGAAUUGUAUCAAUUCUUACUAUCCAAGAUGCCACAACUUACAUUUGUGCGAUUGUUGGAAUUGUUUGAAAGUGAGGAUUUGCCUCAACUGAUUUUCCAGGUGUAUGAAGAACUGAAGAUUGAGUUGAACAAUUGGGAAAUUGAGAAAUUGAACCUCUUGGUGGAAUCAAUUCCGUUGAUCUUGGUCAUUUCUGCUCUUGGUGUUUCGGCCAUACCUGUGAAUUUGGACAAUUUGACUACAUUCAAGACCUCGUUACAUGAAUCAGCAUCAAUUUCGAUUGGCUCCUUGUGUGGUUCAAACAGCUUUGAAGGGAUUCCCGCCACAUUCACUACAAAUAGGACACUAAUUGCUUACAAGUUACUCACAUACUCACAAUCCAUCAUCCAUAUGUUUCCAUUUGUUAUGAAGGAAAAUACAAUCCGGUCAGCUCAGUACUACUUGUUAAAAAGUCAAUUGCAUUUGCAGAAUAACAACCCAUUGCGAGCACACAAAUUCAUUGUAAGUGCCAGCAGGAACAUUAUGUACUACCUACAGAAAACAAACGGCGGUAAGAGUAUAAGUGACGGUGAAAAAAGGGAUGUCCUCGACCGACUUUUUUGGAUUUGUUUGAAACUUGAGUGCGAGUUGAAUAUCGAAUUGUCUCCCUUUGUUUCAUUAUCAGGAAUACAUCAUUUCCCUCCCACUGCAUUAUUCCCCAAAGUCCCCGAUCCAAUUACGGAAGAGCUGAAGGGCAAGUAUAGUAGUUCAGUCUUGAAAUUAACCCAAAAGUAUGAUGACCAGUAUAUGUGGUAUUAUUUUUUGACAGAGGUGGCAGUGAGAAAGGUGGAUAAUAAAAUGCUUGAUGAUUUGUACUCGUUGGAAUCAACAGUUAGCCAUGCUUGGGAUCUGGACAAAUUUGCAAGUGAAACAGUUUGGACUGAUUUCGUCAAGUACUUGAAUCAGUAUAAUGGAAUCAUCAACUCCUUGACUCCUGAAAUUCGAUUUUUUGUAUUGCAGGAAAUCGAUACAGAGCAUAUUUACAAGCGUAUCAAGAAAAAGUACGAUCGAGUCAAAGAAAAAAAAUCGAAUGGAGUCAAUGCAAAACCUCAAGAAGAGCCAAGUGACUUGUACAAUGAUAUCUUUGACAAUUUGGAUGACUUUCUCAUUGAUGAUGACUUGCUACUCCGUGCACAAUCAGAAUCCAUAAUGUACAUCAAAACAAGAGUCUUGACAUCAAAGUUGUUGCUAUUUCGUCCAUUGGUGUAUUUGAUUUUGGAGGACAAAGUGCCCCUACCGGAAUUGAUUAAUGCGGCAGUUUCUGUGAUUGGUUCAUCUAUUCCACAACAACAAAAGGCUUCUUCACUCGAAUCUGAUUAUGGAUAUGAUACGCCGAUUACUUCAUCUGCCUCAAACACAAUUUGUGACUCUAAUGAUUUCUCAAGUGUGUUGGAGAUUGAUCUAGAUUUUUUCAAUUUGAACAACGCACCAUUGUUUUAUCAGAAACAGCAUCCCGAUGAAGAUUUCUCCAAUUUGAUUGAGUAUACAAGAAAGGAAAGCAAUGAUGAGCUUGAUGACAAUGUGGAUUUGAAUAUUAAUGACAUGGCCAGUGCUAGAGCCAAGAUUUUGCGCAUUUUUUUCCGAAAUCUAAUCUCGAUUCCCAAGUUGAACAUCCCUCGAUUAGCAUGCCAUCGUCAUCCUGGAAGUUGGUACUACAUUCGGAAUUUGUUCAUUGGAAGUGUCAUGCAAUACUUAAUGUUUAGAAAAAUUCAGCACGUUAUAAUCACAGCCAGCACGAAUAAAGAGUUGCAAAAUAUGUUGAUGCAAUCAAUGUGUGGGGCUAGAAGUGAAGGUGUUCAUUCUGGAGACACUGGUACGACCCCGUCAUUUGAAUCCAUAGUGCAAAUGAUUUCCAGUGUUGUUGGAAAAGAGAGCAUUGUUGCCAAUUUGGAACAUCUGAAGAUUGUGUUUGAGUAUUGGAAAGAUGAAGUAGGUGAUUGUGCUGUAUAUCAAGAGUUUGUGACUAGAAUGUUGGCAGAGUUGUAA
Lodderomyces theae is the source of this 3414-nucleotide messenger RNA. It is a transcript of the gene ZCF27, whose product is annotated as Zcf27p. Gene Ontology annotation, molecular function: DNA-binding transcription factor activity, RNA polymerase II-specific; zinc ion binding. NCBI's taxonomy places the organism in Eukaryota, Fungi, Ascomycota, Pichiomycetes, Serinales, Debaryomycetaceae. The transcript has a single exon. The coding region runs from base 1 to 3414 and encodes 1137 amino acids. Gene Ontology annotation, biological process: regulation of DNA-templated transcription. The record is from RefSeq and is a predicted model, not a curated record.